This is a messenger RNA of Aureobasidium namibiae CBS 147.97, 1179 nucleotides long. RefSeq names its product aromatic compound dioxygenase. The record is from RefSeq and is a predicted model, not a curated record. The transcript is spliced from 3 exons. Gene Ontology annotation, molecular function: oxidoreductase activity, acting on single donors with incorporation of molecular oxygen, incorporation of two atoms of oxygen; ferric iron binding. The annotation marks the transcript as partial. Lineage: Eukaryota; Fungi; Ascomycota; Dothideomycetes; Dothideales; Saccotheciaceae.
AUGGUUCAUUUGUCCAAAGUUGCCAGCACUGUUGCGGCUGCUGCAUUCAUCGCGCCUUCUUUCGCUCAUCCCGGCGAGCACCACGAUCACCAUGCCAUUAAGCGUGAGAUUGCAGCUCGUGAACAUCUGGCCAACCACUUCAAACGAUCUGUCGAUACCUGCAGUGGAAGCGCAAAGAGUGCCUCGAUCGCCGCUCGCUCUGCUGCACGCCGCAGCAAGAUCGCCUCCGAGCUUCGCCUGAAGCGUGGUAUUGCUUCUUCGCCUCAGAAGUUCAGACGUGACUUGGCCACGCUCGAGAAGUUCGAAGCCGUCAACCACAAUCAGACUGAUUCGGUGGACGGUGACUACUCGGCCUUUGAAGCUUCAGUUUUCUCCGCCAACACCAGCUGUGUCUUGACUCCCGAGGUCACUGAUGGUCCUUACUAUGUCACUGGCGAACAGAUCCGUAGCAACGUCAAGGAAGACCUGUAUAGUGAUGGCGUUGAUCUCUACCUCGAGGUUCAGUACAUCGACAUCAACACUUGCGAGCCUGUUUCUAACGUUUGGGUUGACAUCUGGAACGCCAAUGCGACUGGCGUCUACUCUGGUAUCUCUCUCAGCGGCAAUUACGCUGCAGAUGGCUACAACUCGACCUAUCUUCGUGGCAUUCAAGAGACUGACUCCGAUGGCGUUGCCACGUUCGAGACCAUUUUCCCUGGUCACUACGAGGGUCGUGCAACCCACACUCACCUCCUAUCCCACAUGAACGUCACAGUCUUCCCCAACAAUACCAUCUCCGCCACAAACAACAUCACUCACAUUGGCCAACUCUUCUGGGACACGGCUCUCCGCGCUGCAGUCGAGGAAGUCUAUCCAUACAGUACUAACACCCAGGCCGUCACAACCAACGACGAUGACAUGUGGGAUAUUGUCCAAGCAGGCACCACCUACGAUCCCUUCCCUCAAUACAUUUAUCUCGGGGACGAUAUCAGCGAUGGUCUGUUUGCCUGGAUCCAGAUCGGUCUCGAUACCACUGCCAACUACAUCGAUGCUGAGUAUUACUCUGUGGCUGCUUACGUCGAUGCAGACGGUGGUCAUGCCUCUUCGAACUCGUUCACUGGUGGUGAUAGCGGUUCUGGUGAUGCUGGAAAUGGAACUGCACCUGGAGAUGCCAACGCAUCGGGAUCUGGCGCACCAUCG